UUUUUCUUUUAGAUUUAUUUUAUCAAAUUUUAUGGCCCAGACUCGAAGUGGAGCGAAAGCAGCCGCAAACAAACACGACCGUAGGUAUCGCUCGUCAUUGCCUGAUUCAUUUAUGCAGCGCGCCCAGCGUAAUCAACGUUCUACAACUCCGAGAGAAAUGAAAGGGAAAAGUUCGGGGAAUUUUAUUCAGAGAUUUUUUGGUUUCUUCAUUUCUCUUUGUGUAAAUUAUAUUGAAUAUGAUUGUCAAUUAAAACAUUCUCAACUUGCAAGGAUGGGGGAUCACGUUUAUUCUGCCAUAGAUGCUUCUUGGUUAGAUCAACUUUGCAUGAGCAAGUUUUGGAAUUACAUUGUUCAAUGGUACCCACUUUGGUUGGCACCUAAUUUAAUAACGCUGAUUGGUUUGUUGAUCAACCUCGUCACUGUACUUAUCCUUUCUCAUUUUUGUUAUUCUGCGACAGAACAAGCCCCAUCUUGGGCAUAUUUCCAAGCUGCAAUUGGCCUUUUUCUUUACCAGACAUUGGAUGCUACAGAUGGAAAACAGGCGAGGAGAACUCAAUCUUCUUCCCCUUUGGGGGAACUUUUUGAUCACGGCUGUGACUCUUUAACUCAAGUUUUUGUAACUUUAAAUGUUUGUUAUGCAAUGCAGUUAGGAACUGAACGUCACAUGGUUUUGACUGUUAUGAUUUUUUCAAUUUCUUUGUUUUACACUGCACAUUGGUCAACUUAUUGUACUGGACAGCUUAGAUUUUCAAAAUUUGAUGUUACCGAAGCCCAAAUGACUGUUAUUGGAAUUCUUUUAUUUACUUCUGUUAUUUUUGGUUGGCAACUAAAAACUAUUUGUAUGCUUGUUUGUCUUGUUGGAGCAAUAUGGCAAUUUUUUGGUUAUAUGAAUGUUAUUUUUAAUGAAGGAGUAGGGAAAAAUGGAUCUACUGUUGCGGACACUUCAGUAAUUUGUCCAUUAUCUCCAUUAUUGGCUGUGUGUAUUCCCUUUUUAAUGCUUUAUUGUAAAUCAACGUCCAGAGUUUAUGAUCAAAAUAUUACUUUACUUUGUCUUUGUUUUGGUGCAAUUGGAGCUAAAGCUACUAAUCGUUUAAUAAUUGCUCAUAUGAGCCGUUCUGAAUUGGAAGUUUGGGAUUGGAUUUAUUUAAGUCCCUUCAUUAUGAUAUUGAAUCAGUAUUAUGAUUAUAUUGUAGAUGAAUAUUUGUUGCUUUUGGUUGCUACGAUCUAUGCUCAUAUAAGUCUCAUAAUUUUUUGUAUUCUUAUCUGUCGACAAUUCUGUGAAUAUUUACAAAUUAGUUGUUUUCAAAUUGGACAUUUUAAAAGGCAGAAAUCGAAUGAUGUUGGUACAUCAAAUAACGAUGGACGUAAGGACCAGAAUCUUCAUGUUGAAUGACAAGAAAUUUAAGAAUAUAUUUUUUAGUAUCUCAAUUUUAUCAUU
Molecule: messenger RNA, 1438 nt
Organism: Meloidogyne enterolobii
Lineage: Eukaryota; Metazoa; Nematoda; Chromadorea; Rhabditida; Meloidogynidae
Source: the annotation of a GenBank genome assembly